UCCUUCCCAACUUCCCCGUGCCUUUUUCCCUUCUGGCCUUCUCUCCUCUUCACUCUUCUCUUUCCUUCUUUCUUGGUCUACCGAUCAACUGUUUGUUCAUUUGCUCUCCUGCUAUGAAGUUAUGGAGCUGGGCCUGAGCUUGGGAGGAGAAAAUCCGUCAAAACCGUUUGGGUUCACAGCAAAAGCCAAUGGGUCGUCUGAAAACCAAAACCAUCCUAAUAACACCAACAACAAAGAUUCCUCCUCAUCUGCUAAACUUGGCUUAGGGUUCUGCAUGGCCUUGGGCAUCAACAACAACUCAAAUGAGACGAGGGAAUCAAGGAGAAAUAGUGAAUCUAAAGACAAUGAUGGUAUGGAUGCUGAUGCUGAUGAUGUAGAUGAAGAUGAUGAUCGUACUUCUUCUGAACACACUAGAGAUGACGAUGAUCGAAGAAGAGGGAUCUCUGUUGAUACCCCUCUUCAGCUUAAUCUUCUUCCGCUUGCUCCUGUCCCUCGUCGUACACCAAUCCAUACCCAACCACUCCGUUGGUCAUCUGAUAACGGGAGUUCUGGGUCGUCGGGGAACGUGGGGUUACCGGUGGUGGGGAGGGGAUUUGACGUGAACAGGGUGCCGGCGGUAGGUGGGGUUGCGGAGGAGGUGUCGUCGCCAAACAGUGUGGCGUCGUCAUUUCAGAUGGAUUUUAGCAUUUUCAGAGGCGGUGGAAAUCUUGGGAAUGGUGGAAACAAAAGGGACUUCGGAGCUGCUGCUGGAAACGACGUCGUGGAGGCUGAGAGAACAUCCUCAAGAGCCAGUGAUGAGGAUGAAAAUGGUCUUAAUACUCGGAAGAAACUUAGACUGUCUAAAGAACAGUCUGCUUAUCUUGAAGAAAGCUUCAAAGAGCACAACACCCUCAAUCCGAAGCAAAAGCUUGCGCUUGCAAAACAGCUUAAUCUUAGGCCUCGACAGGUUGAAGUUUGGUUUCAGAACCGAAGAGCAAGGACAAAGUUGAAGCAAACGGAGGUGGAUUGCGAGUACUUGAAGAGGUGUUGCGAAACUUUGACAGACGAGAACAGAAGGCUGCACAAGGAACUGCAAGAAUUGAGAGCCCUCAAGACUUCCAACCCAUUCUACAUGCAACUCCCGGCCACCACGCUCACCAUGUGUCCCUCUUGUGAACGCGUGGCAACAACUUCCACCACCACGGCCGCCGCCGCCGCCCCUGUUCCCUCAACCACCACCACCACAACCACCACGCCUGCCACCAAUGUUAAAAGUACCACCACGGCCACCACCACAACUAGUGACAAUGCUCCAAAAGCCAUCCCAUUUCCCAUCUCUAGACCAAGGUUCUACCCUUUCGCUGCUGCUGCUGCUGCUGCUGCACAUACAAACCAUCCCCACCACCACCACCACCACCACCACCAGUCUGCAGCCUCAUAAAUAUGGACACAAAACAAGAAAAGAAUCCCAAAAUGGUCCCGAGUACUAUUAUUAUUAGUUGGAGAUAUUAAUAUUACUAAAAUCUUUGUGACUUUGUUUUGGCAUUUACUCCUUACCAGCUAGUGGAUGGUAUGUCUCCUCAUGUGUACAUACUACAAAUCUUUGGUUGUUGGCUUGAUUGAUUUUUCAUUUUCCGGGGGAAGAAGGGUUCUUCCUUCUCAAAUUGGAGCAUUUUUUUAGCUCAUGGAUGUAUUAAAUUAUUGUUCCAUACUCUAUAAAGUAUUUAGGCGCAGUAGAAAGAAAGAGAAAACAUUAGAGGAGGACGUAGAAUCUUAGAGUGGUGAUUUACAAGAAGUUCCUUUGUUUUCUUGAUUUUCUUGGGGAGUAAAAAUUGGGGAAAUUUUAUUUAUUCUACUUGUA
Messenger RNA from Coffea eugenioides, 1840 nucleotides. Its product is annotated as homeobox-leucine zipper protein HOX11-like. Gene Ontology annotation, molecular function: DNA-binding transcription factor activity, RNA polymerase II-specific; sequence-specific DNA binding. The transcript is spliced from 4 exons. NCBI's taxonomy places the organism in Eukaryota, Viridiplantae, Streptophyta, Magnoliopsida, Gentianales, Rubiaceae. The coding region runs from base 122 to 1420 and encodes 432 amino acids. Gene Ontology annotation, biological process: regulation of DNA-templated transcription. The record is from RefSeq and is a predicted model, not a curated record.